GUUAUAUUUCAAUACAGAAAUUGAAGCCGCGAGAGAAAAAGAAGCAUAUAAUAGUUACAUAGAGGAGUAGGAAUGAGUGUUUCGCCGAAGCAUUCUCGUUCCAGUAGCAAUAAUAACAAAGAGGAGAGGCCUAGGUUCUUUGAUACUAAGACGAAGAACUUGUGUUGGGCCAAAUCUGAUGUCGUCCCUGGACGCCAUCCGGACCGCUGGCGCAAGGACGCUGCCGGUAACAUCGUCUGCAAGCGCUUCUGCAAUUGCCAUGGAUGUCUCUGUUUCGAAUAUGAUCACAUCAUACCCUAUUCUAAAGGUGGAGAAUCUACGAUCGAGAACUGUCAAAUUCUUCAAAGCAGGGUGAACCGAUUUAAAGCAGACAAGGACUGGGUGGAGAAAGCUGAAUUGCAGGGUUUCUCUUGUGAUUUAAAGUUUACUGACAAGGAGCUCGACAUUAUUGAAAUGGCUGUCUAUGGAGAUGUGAUUCGACCAGGUAACCAGUGCCGUUGCAGAACUGUGGCUGAAAUGCUUGGUCAGUUUAAGUCAAAAGACCGAAUGGCUGCUUGCAAACUGCCACAUGAUGACACUUUGUAGCUUCCAAGGCAGAAAUAUUAUGUCAGGUGACUUGAGAAUAAUCUAAACCAGUUUCUUCAUCAACAGUGCUGCCAAAUCUCAUCGUGGCUCCUCGGAGAUUCGAUCUGGUGUUUUGUUGACAAAUCUCAUUGUGGCUCCUCAAGAGACUCUAUCUGGUCUCAUCUUUUGUACAUUAAACUGAAUUUAAAAUUACAGUAUACCUGAUUAAAAUGUCCAUUCUUAAAAUUAAAAUGCUUGGUCUCAGAACCUUGCGUUUGAAGCACCA
Messenger RNA from Macadamia integrifolia, 850 nucleotides. RefSeq lists its product as uncharacterized. Bases 73 to 585 code for a protein of 170 amino acids. The transcript has 3 exons. Lineage: Eukaryota; Viridiplantae; Streptophyta; Magnoliopsida; Proteales; Proteaceae. The record is from RefSeq and is a predicted model, not a curated record. Gene Ontology annotation, molecular function: endonuclease activity; nucleic acid binding; zinc ion binding.